AUGAGACCAUCAGCGCACCCGUUGCCGCCGUCGAGCAGCCUGCCGCCCUUGCGGACCCUCGAGCAGCUCUCCGAAGCCGACAUCACUUCGGCCCUGCAGAGUCUCUCAGCAAUUUACUGCUCGCUACCGGUCUCCGUCGCCUUCCAGCUCACACCCGAGUCUCGGAGGCUCGCUCACCAUAACAAACCGCUUGUCGACUCGGGUUAUGUGUCGGAGACAGACGACGACCACGAAGAGAUCGAUGGCGUCGACCACCACAUCGCCGCGCUUAAAGUUGACGCUUUCGAGCGCAGCUUCGCCGAGCGCUGGCUGACCGGGUUCAUCGCCCGGGCCGAGAGCCUUCCAUGUUUUGAGUCUGAAGAGGCUUGUCAGCAAGCCCUCGACCAGGCUUCGUGUGUGCUCGCAGCCUUUUUCGCCGUCCCCGAGACUGGUGCCGACCAAGACGACAAGGACCAAGACUAUGCCCGCGAGUUCGCCUUCGAGCUCAUGGUACCAGACGCUGACACAGCGAAAGCAAGCGUCCCGAUCACAGUACGACUUAACGACAGGUUGGCCGGCACGAACUCGGCCGAUCCGGACGACGUCGGCCUUCAAAGCUGGGGCGCCUCGAUUCUGAUGUCGGAAAUCAUGUGCGCUUCACCUGCCCGCUUCGGGCUAUCGCAGCCCGCACUCGGUCUAUCGCCGCGCAUCGUUGAACUUGGGGCAGGCACGGGACUUGUCAGCCUGAUGCUUGGGAAUAUGUUGCCUCAUCUUGGAGCCCCUCUUCCAACUAUUGUCGCCACAGACUAUCACCCGUCAGUGCUUAACAACCUGAGGUCCAAUAUCGCGCUCAAUUUCCCGGUACCGGAUACGAAUCAUGUGCAGACAGCAGCUCUCGACUGGUCCGCGCCCGUUCUGCAAGCGCCUUUGGAUAUCCCAGCCGACAUUCUUGUUGCGACCGACGUUAUCUAUGCCCCCGAGCAUGCGAUAUGGCUGCGCAACUGCGCAUCGUGCCUGCUUGCACCAAACGGCGUCUUCUGGCUUCUCGUUACCGUUCGCCAGAAUGGCCGUUUCAAUGGGGUCAGCGACAGCGUAGAGGCCGCGUUCACAGCAGUCGAUGGCCCCAAAGGGAAAGACGGGAAGAGGCUCGUGAUUGUACAUUCAGAAGAACUGCAAAAGCGUACCGGUGUCGGACGUGGCGAUGAGAGCGGGUACAAGCUUCUCGACAUCCGGUGGGCGUGA
Messenger RNA from Colletotrichum higginsianum IMI 349063, 1221 nucleotides. RefSeq names its product Methyltransferase. The transcript has a single exon. Bases 1 to 1221 code for a protein of 406 amino acids. The record is from RefSeq and is a predicted model, not a curated record. NCBI's taxonomy places the organism in Eukaryota, Fungi, Ascomycota, Sordariomycetes, Glomerellales, Glomerellaceae.